AAAAAAAAAUUUCCUACUUACCCCCCUAGAGUGAUUUGUUUUUGAACCCCCUGAAAUUUGAAAAUUGCACCCAGGUCCCAGUCAACACUCAGUCACUCAUUCCUCACUCCUCUCUCUCUCUCUCUUCCUCACGCACUCACUCUCUCACGGUCUCAACUCUCACCUUCACGAUCCAGAGUUCCAGACCACCACCGGCCACCAGCCCACCACCACUACACCAGGCCCCAGCCACCACCACGGCACCACUCAUUGAUUCACGGUUCGACUGUUUCAGUGUUCACUCUUUUCUCUCUCUCUCUCAACGCUGCAACCCACCAGGCGGCAGCCACAGCCCACCAACGCCACCAGUCCACCACCACCGCCCACCGGCGGCCGCCCAACGCACCACCACUCUCUCUCUCUCUGCUGCUGUUGAAGACUUGAAGCUUGAAGUGAAAUUAGACUGGGAAAUAAGCUUGUUGUCUUGGUUUGAGAUUGGAAAUUUGGAAUGUGAAGGGAAAUGAAUUCAUCCAUCAGAUGAUCAGAACCCAACUCCCUCUUUCCCAUCACCAGUCAACUCAACACUCUUUGCUCUGCUGAACGCGGGAUGGACUAAUAGGCUUGUCUAUUUAAUCUUUGAGGGAAGAAAAAGCUCUGAUAACACCAGAUUUUUGUUCCACCAGAUUUUGAACCCCCUGACCCCGGGGCAUUGCCACAGUCUACAAAAUGCUUUCUGGGGUGAAGUUCAUUCCUCGUGACCAGAUACAACAUGAUGACUUGAAUUCUGCUCCCAAAGAAAAGAAAAAAAUGGAUAGUAGGAGGAAAAAGCAUGAGAGGAAAGGAAAGGGAUCAAGGGACAGCUCUUCUUCUGAUGAUGAAGAGCUUGAUAGGGUAAAGAAAAGCUCGAGAAGGAGGAAGUGGUAUUCAUCGGAGGAAAAUUCUGAAAGUGAAAGUGACCAAGAUGACAAGAGACGGAAGAGGAAAGGGAAAAAGAAGAGGGAUGAUGAUGAUUCGUCGGAUUAUUCUGGUAAGAGAUCAACAAGGAAAUCAAGAUCCAAGAGUGGUAAAAAAGAAUAUGUAUCUGAGGAAGAUUCGUCUUCUUCUGAUAGUGGUGAUAGAAAAGGGAAGCGCCAAAAGUCAGAUAGAAAGGAUGGGAGUAAAAUGAACAAGAUCAAAGGUGAUGAGCAGGAAAUUACGAGGAAAGAGAUGGGUUUGGAUUGGAUGCUUAGGUCUGAAAGUAAGAGGCCUGCGGUUUCAGAAACAGAGGAGCCGUUGUUAGAGGAAGUUCCAGUCGAGGAGCCUGAGAAGGUGCAUCCUAAGGAAUUGAAUCCAUAUCUGAAGGAUGGUGGAAGUGGUUUUCCAGAAGAAAGUGAAGAGGGAAAAGUUGGUGCAGGUCAACUUCUAUCUUCUUCCCUUGUUGGGGAUGGAGGAGCAAGUUGGAGACUUAAAGCCUUAAAGCGAGCCCAAGAGCAAGCAGCCCGAGAAGGACGGAACUUUCAAGAGGUUGUGGAAGAAAGGUGGGGUUCUCUUGGUGAAUUGACUGUAUCUGUUGCGUCGCGCUCAGCUGCCCCAGCUCGUGCUCAUCUACGCGCUAUUAAAAACAGACAACAAGGGACAAGAAAAGAAAACUUACCAGAUUCUGAAAAGCCUACUCAAGGGGAUUCUAAAAGGCAGGACUACAUAAAAAAUGUUUCUGUUCGGCGCGAUGAAAUGAGAGAACCGAAAGUUCGAGAUUCUUUAUCAUGGGGAAAGCGCAAAGGCCAACAUGUAGCAGAGGGUGCUGAGGUCAUCUCUGCUGCAGCAUCCAGCUUAAAUAAAUUUGCUAAUGAUGGGAGCUUUCUACGUGAUAUUUCUAGCAAGAGCAGUAAUUCUGAUGGUUCUGUCUUGGGAAGUGUUGAGACAAAAAAGGUUCCAUCAGAAGCAAACACUCCAGGGGAAAGGAGUGCAGUAGCUAAGAAUGAGAUGAGUGCAAACCAGUUGGCAGCUAAGGCUAUGCAACUUCGCUUGAAAGGAAAGAAUGAAGAAGCUGACAAACUAAUGCAAGAAGCAAAGGUUUUGAACACUACCCAAGGCAAUCAAGAUCAUACGAUUAGAUCAAAAACCGAUGGAAGUUCUAGCAGGUAUGCUAUACAGAAGAUAUCUGCUCAACAGAAGAAAGGAGAGGAUGACGCUGAUAUGCAUCUUGCCCGCAAGAUCAUGCAGAACAAGCAGUUUAAAGUUUCUACACAGCCUGACGACGAAUACGAUUUUGAAGAUGGUCCAACCAAAAAGAAUAGAAAGAAGCAAGGAGGCGAUGACCGAAAAACUAUCCCGAAAAGGAUGAAUGAGAGUCGGUUCUUGACCCAGCAAGAGCGCUGCCUCUUUUGCUUAGAGAAUCCAAAUCGGCCUAUGCAUCUCACUGUGUCUAUUGCCAAUUUUACCUACCUUAUGUUGCCACAGAGGCAGCCUGUGGUGCCUGGUCAUUGCUGCAUUUUACCCAUCCAUCAUGAAUCAGCUACAAGAACCGUGGAUGAUAAUGUGUGGGUGGAAAUUCGAAACUUCAAGAAAUGUUUGAUUAUGAUGUUUGCAAAGCAAGAGAAGGAGGUAGUUUUUCUUGAAACUGUGAUGGGAUUGGCACAACAGCGCCGCCAUUGUAUGGUUGAAUGUAUUCCUUUACCACAAGACAUUGCUAAAGAGGCUCCUUUAUACUUUAAAAAGGCAAUUGAUGAAGCUGAAGAUGAGUGGAGCCAGCACAAUGCCAAGAAGCUUAUUGACACAAGCCAAAAGGGAUUGCGCAAUUCAAUUCCGAAGGACUUUCCUUAUUUUCAUGUUGAGUUUGGUCUGAACAAAGGUUUUGUCCACGUUAUCGAUGAUGAAACGCAGUUCAAUGGCAGCUUAGGGUUCAAUGUGCUAAGAGGCAUGCUACAGUUGGCGGAUGAAGACAUGUAUAGGCGUCGAAGGUACGAAGCAGUGGAGGUUCAAAAACAAGCAGUUGCUAGCUUUGCCAAAGAGUGGGAACCAUUUGACUGGACUAAACAGCUUCGUGAAUGAAACAUCUUAACAUCAUAUUGUAUAGAUUAGGCCACUUUGGCUUUUUAUGAGUUACUUCAUAGCCUAUGAUAAUCGUGCAGCGAUACUUACUAAAGCUAAAGUUUUGUAUUGUAACUUGUAAGCCCCCACCCAAGGAAAAGGAAAACAUUUAUUCAUUUUCAUGUAUCCGUUCAGUUCACUGAUCAUACAUAUUCAUUCCAUUGGUGCAUACUUGGGUGCCCAUAAAUUUAAACGAGUGUAAACUACAGGAGUGAGGUGUACCAAUAAUGUAUAAACACUUAAUA
This is a messenger RNA of Lotus japonicus, 3293 nucleotides long. RefSeq lists its product as uncharacterized. The coding region runs from base 706 to 3009 and encodes 767 amino acids. NCBI's taxonomy places the organism in Eukaryota, Viridiplantae, Streptophyta, Magnoliopsida, Fabales, Fabaceae. Gene Ontology annotation, biological process: mRNA splicing, via spliceosome. The transcript is spliced from 12 exons. Gene Ontology annotation, cellular component: post-mRNA release spliceosomal complex. The record is from RefSeq and is a predicted model, not a curated record.